AUGGCCCUUGCAUAUGGGCCUCAUUCAGACACGAACACUGAGCAUCAGCAGUCCAUGCCCCAGUGUGCACGGAGUGACAAGCCAGAUCAAGUCCAGUUCCCUAUCUCCUUGGCACUGUAUGCGUUACCCCUUGGAACGGAAAGGGGUUACACAGCGGCGGCGGCGCGGCCCUUCGGCUGCCCGGUGCCGGGCUGCGCCUGGUCCUUCGCCACGGCCUACAAACUGCGGCGGCACCUGCACUCGCACGACAAGCUGCGGCCCUUCGCCUGCGCCGCGCCGGGCUGCGCCAAGCGCUUCACCACCGUCUACAACCUGCGGGCCCACAGCCGCGCCCACGAGCAGGAGGCGGCGCACAAGUGCGAGGCGUGCGGGCAGCGCUUCCCCAGCGCCGCCCGCCUCGCCGCCCACCGCCGCCGCAGCCACCAGGAGCCCGAGCGGCCCUACCGCUGCGACUUCCCCGGCUGUGAAAGAACGUUUAUCACAGUGAGUGCGUUAUUCUCCCAUAAUCGAGCCCACUACAGAGAGCAAGAGCAGUUUUCCUGUUCGUUCCCUGGCUGUAACAAGCAGUAUGACAAAGCCUGCCGACUGAAAAUCCACAUGAGGAGUCACACAGGUGAAAGGCCUUUCAUCUGUGACUUCGAAGGUUGUGGCUGGUCUUUCACCAGUAUGUCCAAGCUGCUGAGACAUAAAAGGAAACAUGAAGAUGACAGGAGAUUUAUGUGCCCAGUAGAAGGCUGUGGGAAGUCCUUCACAAGAGCAGAACACUUGAAAGGCCACAGUAUAACUCACCUUGGUACAAAACCAUUCGAGUGUCCAGUAGAAGGCUGUUCUGCAAAAUUUUCAGCACGAAGUAGCCUGUAUAUUCACUCCAAAAAGCAUCUUCAGGAUGUGGACUCAUUAAAGACUCGUUGCCCUGUAUCCAGCUGUAAUAAAUUGUUCACUUCCAAACAUAGUAUGAAGACACACAUGGUCAAACAGCAUAACUUCAGCCCAGAUCUCCUAACUCAGCUUGAAGCAACCAGCUCACUCACACCCAGCAGUGAACUCACUAGUCCGGGACAGAGUGAUCUCAGCAACAUAGACCUUGUAUCCCUCUUCUCCAACGUGUCUAGUAACAAUUCUGGAAUUGCAACAGACAUGGCGCUGGUGAACUCUGGAAUCGUCACGAUCGAUGUUGCUUCGGUGGGCUCAACGCUUGGAGGAAACCUACCUGUCAGUAACAAUUCUUUAAGCCAAGCAGUCGAUCCCUUGAUACUGGUGGCUAGCAGCGAUAUGCCGCAAAGCUUGGACAGUUCUCUCUUGCUGGGAACCAGUGCAACAGUUCUACAGCAAAGCACUUUAAAUUUGGAUGACGUACAGACUGUCAAUGCAGAAGCCUUGGGUUCGCUAGCAUCCCUGUCGGUGAGGAAUUCCGGUCAAGAUGUGCAUGGUUUGACGUCCAGCAAUAAUUUAACAAUCGACACAGCCACUUUGACUCCUUCUAGUAGCCUCGGCGGUACCAAUGUGCCUGAGUUACUAACACCAACUAAAGUUGAACGUAAUUUGCUUCCUAGCUCGGACGUUGUUAGUCAACAAGAGGGCAGCAAAGUAGUGACGCAGUUCGUCUUCUCCAACCCUCCAGGGAGCUACAGUGCACAGAAAGAAAUGGAUCUUGGCACAGUGACUGGCAGCUCAUUUUUGGAGAGCAGUGGGUCUGCAAGAACAGACUACAGAGCCAUUCAGCUAGCCAAGAAAAGAAAACAAAAAGGGAAUGGGAGCAGCACAGGGGCAUCUGGCUCUGGUCAGAGGAAAACCAAGGGUGGUAAAGUAAGCCCUACCAACUUCUCAUCGUCCACUCCUGGCAGUCGGCUGGGUGGCAACAUAGUUUUGCCAAAUGGAGGGCUGACAAUAAGGGACCCUGCCACUGGAGCCCAGUAUGUGCAAAUUCAGCUUCUUCAGGAUGAUUCCCCGGGAGAGGGAGAUUUGCCCUUUCAGCUGAGCUCUCAGUCCUCCUCGUCACAUUCUCAGCUUACAGUGGAUUUACCUGUUCACAUACUUCAGGAACCACACAAUUCCACUGAAGAUGAUGCAGGUUCUGAUAACUCUCAGUUCACUGGAAGCACAAUAAACUUACAGGAUCUGGAAUGACCAUUAUUAAGAACAGUUACUUGAAAACAGAUUGGGCAAUCAUGUCUUAACAGAGUGAGAUAACUGUGUGGGUCUUUCUCCAAGGAAAAUAGGAAAACCAGGAGUACUGGAUUCUGGUUGCACUCUUUGCAAUUUGCUAAGGACAGUUGCAGCUGAAAGAUUUUCUUAAAAAAAUGUAAAUCCCACUUGAUGUGCCUGUGUAAGAUACCCUGUCUGCCUGGUGUUGGAGAGACUGAGGCAGACUGCUGUACAGUGUUGUUUCAGGGAGAAGUACUGUAUUAAACUUCAAACUGAGGUAAUAUUUACUGUUUUCACAGGAAAGCAAGUAUUCUACAGCUAACAAGUACAAAUUUAUGAUCCUGCCUAUGACAGUUAAAACUUUCCUUCCAUUGGUCUCCUGCUGGAGCCAGUGGCAUUGAGGAAUUAAGAGCUAAAAUUUGGAAGUGUUUUCCACACACACAAAAAAAAUAAUUUUUCGGCCCCUGUGUUUUGGCAGAAAACUGGAAUGUAAUACGUAACAAAAUUAAUGUCCUACGCCAUGAAAAUGAGAUGCUCUAAAAUCUUUUUUUAGAAAGUUAGACUCUAAAUGUUAACUUAGCUGUGAAUCAGUUUGUAGCUCAUGUUGAGUUUCUCCCUUUCCUUGCUCCUGUGUCCCAAAUACUUUGCUGAAUUCUUCCAGCAAAACUUUAAGAAGAAAACUGCAAUAGAUCUGUACUCACUGUAAGUGAUUAUCUAAGAGUCCAACAGCAUCUGAGAGGUUUGUUUUAUGUUUGUGUUCCCUUUUUUGGGAGGAAUGUUGACUGUCACGUAAAUUUAAGCACCUUGAUUUUAUCUCAUCUAUAAACUGCUGCCAAGUUACCUGUAAACUGGCCACUACCUUUUUAUUUUGGGUUGUUUUGGUUUUUUUUCAAUUGAACACUGUUAACACUUGUUCUUUAUUGAUAUCCUAGAGUGUCACGUGCACGUGGAGCUUCCAGCUGGUUUACAGAAUAAGCAGUUGUCAGAGUAUUUUAUGAGGGAAGAAGAAUUGUUACGUAGGAAGAUUUGCCCCACUGAAAAACAGCAGUUUCUCUUGGGGGCUGGAGGAGAGGUUAUAUGUACUGUACUUAUCUGGAUUGCAGACACAUAAAUAAAUAUAGGGUUGUAUAGGAAAAAAAAA
Haliaeetus leucocephalus (bald eagle) is the source of this 3286-nucleotide messenger RNA. RefSeq names its product ZXD family zinc finger C (gene ZXDC). Gene Ontology annotation, molecular function: transcription coregulator activity. NCBI's taxonomy places the organism in Eukaryota, Metazoa, Chordata, Aves, Accipitriformes, Accipitridae. Gene Ontology annotation, biological process: regulation of transcription by RNA polymerase II. The record is from RefSeq and is a predicted model, not a curated record. Gene Ontology annotation, cellular component: nucleus. The transcript has 11 exons. The coding region runs from base 1 to 2127 and encodes 708 amino acids.